GUGGGACUCUCUUGGCAAGACAAGCUUAACAGAUAAACAAUUUUCGGGCAAAGGUACCCAAAAUGUCACAAAUAGCGAAACUAAAGGGAAUGGUUGCCUUGGUAACAGGUGGGGCUUCUGGUCUUGGCUGUGGGACAGUUCAAAGGUUUAUUCGUGAAGGUGCCAAAGUUGUCCUUGUUGACCUCCCUAGUUCCGAUGGGAACAAGAUUGCUGAAGAUCUUGGCAAGCCAUGUGUCUUUGCUCCUGCAGAUGUCACCUCUGAGAGUGACGUUUCUGCAGCUGUGGAGAUGGCUAAGAAAGAGUUUGGGAAACUCGAUGUUGCUGUCAAUUGUGCAGGCAUAGGGAUUGCCAUCAAAACUUACAACAAGGGAAAGGCAAGACCGCAUUCACUGGAAGCAUUUGAAGAAGUUAUAAAGGUCAACACUGUAGGGACAUUCAAUGUUUGCCGCCUUGUUACAGGAUUAAUGCUUGACAACGAACCUACAGUCGAUGGCCAGAGAGGUGUUAUUGUGAACACGUCCAGUGUGGCUGGCUAUGAGGGUCAAACUGGACAGGUGGCGUAUUCGGCCAGUAAAGGAGGGAUAAUAGGGAUGUGUUUACCGAUGGCCAGGGACCUGUCUCUCUUGGGGAUAAGAGUCGUUACCAUAGCACCAGGUUUAUUUAAGACGCCCCUCUUGAUGAAGUUACCAGAUAAAGUCCAGGAUGUUCUUGCCAAGAGUGUGCCAUUCCCACCAAUGCUGGGAGACCCAGAUGUUUAUGCUCACAUGGUUCAGUGCAUAGUAGAGAACCCGUACCUGAAUGGAGAGACUAUACGUCUGGAUGGUGCUCUGCGCAUGAUGCCUUAGUGAAAUUAAUGUACGCUGCACCUGGGGUGGCACUAGGAUUUUUUAAAAAUUUUUAGAAAAAAGGAAUCAAAUUAGGUUUAUAAAUUUUAGAAGCAGCAACUGCACAUCGAGAUUUUUUGGACGAAAAACAAGACAGAAUCAUGUUAUCCAGUGGGUUUUUGGCAGAUCAUGUGAGUUGAAGAACCUUUGCAUCAGUGUUUAUUACAAAUCCUCACUUCUGGUUAUAUAUGUGGAAGAAGGUUACAGAAGGCAGAGUGCAUUUUCUGCUUUGCAACAUCACAGAAUGCAAAAGGAUGUAAUAUUUUGUCAUUUUAUCUCCUUUUUUAGUAUUUGAAAAUCAUCAAGUAUAAAUCUCAAAUGAUCUGUGUGCAUUGAAAUUAUUUAAAUAUUUUAAUUGAUUGCGUAAGAUUAUAAGAGGUAAGAACAAGUGUAAUAAUUAAAAAUAAUUGUGGUUUGCUAGAAUUUGUAUGUGACAUCUGUUAAGAAAACAAGGCAGCAAAAUUAUCAAAUGUACAGAGAUUAAUAAAUAAAGAUUGAUCAAAGACACCACAUAGCU
Molecule: messenger RNA, 1401 nt
Organism: Lingula anatina
Lineage: Eukaryota; Metazoa; Brachiopoda; Lingulata; Lingulida; Lingulidae
Product: 3-hydroxyacyl-CoA dehydrogenase type-2
Biological process (GO): estrogen metabolic process; fatty acid metabolic process; androgen metabolic process
Cellular component (GO): mitochondrion
Molecular function (GO): estradiol 17-beta-dehydrogenase [NAD(P)+] activity
Source: RefSeq, a predicted model, not a curated record